GACAGGUUAUAAAGAAACACCAGGAGUCAGUCGGACAGGCAGCAGCUAGCAGGCAGAACGAGAGUUUUAAGAAUCAGAAGAACGUUCAUUCACCGGCGAAUUUAUAACUUAAAACGUUGGCAACUAGCGCAGACGUAGUACUGUUAUACGGAGAUGGCAAACAGCAAUGCCAAUGGGAGUACCAACAGUAAUGUGAAUGGGAGUGCCAAAGCUGGGCUGCCAGGGGAUAUGGAUGGCAUGGAGGACAGUGUGGAGUUCAGGCUGAUGAUGGCGUAUGCCCAGAGGAGGAGACCUAGGGAGGUGUUGUGCCCGCUACCUCAAGGCACAGACACCCAGCCGGGUGGUGCACAGACACUAGAGGGCCAUGCAGACACAUUUAUAAAGAAGGAGAAGAAGAGGAAGAAGAAGGGGAUGAGAAUGAGGCUGCAGAGCUUGUUGAGCUGUAUCCGACCCCACAGAGACAGUACAGCUGUAGCAUCAGGACCACCAAGAACACCAUCACCACCAACGGGCACCCAGAGGACCUCCUUCAGAUCCUUUGGCAACUCGAGAGAUGAGCUGGGGGAGGUAGCUGACCGGUUGACUCAGAUUGCUGACGGAGUGACCUGCAGUUAUGGGGACCUGGAGACUGACGGAGAGGAAGAUGCUAUAGAGAGGCUGGUGGGGCUUCUGCUGAGAGGAGCGGGAGACAAACUCAAUGAGGAGGUCCUGAAGGACGCCUCUCUGUCCUCAGAGCUCUUUGGCUACAGCUUGUAUGAGAGGACCAUCUCCACCUUCCUCGGCAGACUUGGCCUGACCUCGGACCCCGGCACUCAGGGGUCACCCACGGCCCAAAUCGCCAUGACUUGUGAGGUGACGAGUCGCCUGUCAGCGGUGGACAGCCUCCCUAUGAGCCGGGUGCUGGGAUUUGGAGCGAAAUACCUGCAGGAUCACUUCUCUUCCUGGGCCAUACAGCAGGGUGGAUAUGAGGAAGCUUUUGUGAAUGAUGAGGAGGAAGUCGACUGAGUCAGAGGGAUUUUCCCCAUCCUAUACACACAUUGGUUCUUCCUGAUUAUCCACCCUUUUCCCAAAGUAUGCUCUUGCGCACUUUCUUCCAUGGAUCAGAAUUUCAUUGGUGUAGUUAUUGGCUAAAGUGAGUUUCCACCAUUGUUAAAUACAUGAUGGGAAAGGGUGGAGAAUUGGGAUGUCGCCCUCUAACCCCAACCCCUAGAGAAGUUUCAACUCAGGUUAAUAUUGCAUGCCCAAUUUAACAUUGAUUUUGCACAAAGAAACAUGCACAUAGAAAUAUCGACUGUCUUCCAGAGCCAUAGUAUAUAAGAAAAUGUACAUCUCAAACCCCAUUCCUUUUUUUUGAAUUAUACAUUGAUAUGAUAUAAGAAUGUAUGUGAAAGUACUGUAUUCAGGUGUUUUGUUAACAUUUUAAUUUGGACUAUAGGAAUGUAAAAAAAAACACACACAAAAACAUAUUUACUUGAUUAUUUUAUUUUUUAUUGUUAGAAUAAUAAUGAUGAUGAGACUGUCGACUAUUGAUGUAGCCUAUACUGUCUGAUCCAAAUAAUGUUUACAUAAAGCAAAUAAGUCAAAGAGAUCAACAUACCAGACCUCCAGGACUUAUGUCCUCAGUUGAUCCAGAGAUUGAACCACUACAUGGUUAAACCAUGACUGGACCAAAGACUGGGGCAGCUACUGUAGCCUACAUAUACUGUAUGGAAGUGCAUCUAUUCUUACACUAUAUGGUCACACUUUCAUUCUGUGUGCUGAGUCUAUGCAUUGGAAUGUCUGACUUGUUUAGGAAUAAUUAAACAAAUUCCAUGUUAUGAUUAUAGUGUUCAAUGUUAACACUGAUUUAGACAGCUUUGUGACUGAUUUGUUUCAAUAUUGAAUAUUUAUUGAAUAAAAAUAGAUAUGUUGAAGA
Molecule: messenger RNA, 1915 nt
Organism: Oncorhynchus nerka (sockeye salmon)
Lineage: Eukaryota; Metazoa; Chordata; Actinopteri; Salmoniformes; Salmonidae
Product: apoptosis facilitator Bcl-2-like protein 14
Exons: 7
Coding region: 154-1005 (283 amino acids)
Biological process (GO): regulation of extrinsic apoptotic signaling pathway
Source: RefSeq, a predicted model, not a curated record